AUGAUGUUAGGCAAGCCAGACCUCAAAUGGUGUAUUCAAUAGAAGGCAGCCUAGAAUGUUAAAGAGAGACUCUAUGGCUAUCCCAGUCAUUAGAAUUAAUUGCCUGUGCAAACUCAGACCAAGUAUAGCAUCCCCACUGAAUUCGUAGGAUGCAUCAAUGAUCAAGACCAGAAGGAUGUUAUUAAGAUCCUCAAGUUCACUCAUCUCAAAUGGCUAGCCAAAAGCAAUAGCUUCGCCUUAGGUUAUAAUAAGAUCAAUAAUUAAAAGCGAUAAGGACACUUGUCUAUCUUUGAUUUAAAUGAUUGGAAAUUAUUUUAUAAGAAAUUCGCAAAUGAAGAAGCAAUGGUAGGGAUAUUAAGUUAAGAAUACUUAAAUAAAGUAUUUGGAAUUGGGAGUAAUGGAGGCAUCUACACUAUUGAAAAGGGGUUAGGAGGACUAGAGUAGAGGCCAGUAUUGGAGACUAAAAUCUUGUAGAUUACAGAGGGAGCCUUCUCGCCUAAUCAUAACAAGAUUGCUUUUUCGAGUUAGGAUAAGUUGAUCUAUCUCUAUGAUGUCUAAUCAGAAUAGAAGGAGACUCUUAUAGGACAUGGUAAGGAAGUGUAUACAGUGCAAUGGAAUCCAGAAAACAGUCUAAUAAUCAGUGGGGCAGAUGAUGAGACAAUUCGUCUCUGGGAUGCUUCUAGUAGAGACGAGAUUCUGAAUUUAAAAAGACAUAAUUUAGGAGUUAAAAAGGUGAGGUGGAAUAGAAAUGGGACCUACUUCGCCACGACAGGGAAGGAUAAGCAAACCUUGUUGUUUGAUCUGAGAAAAAUGGAUAUGGAGAUAUUUAAAUUGCAUCAGACUCAGGUUGACACCAUCUUUUGGCAUCCAAAAUAUCAAAAUAUAUUUCUCACAGGUGAUGCCAAUGGUUCUAUCUCAUGUUAUAAUAUCAAUGCUCCAACUGAACCCAUGUAUGUGUAGCAUGUGCCUGAGACCAUUGUGACUGAUUUGGCUUUAGACUCAAGUGGGGCAAUGAUGAGUGUGAUUAGAGCCAAAUAAUUACAACCAGAGUAAAAAAUCAGUAUGGCUGAUUAAAUUUCUAUUUAUAAGACUGCAUGA
Molecule: messenger RNA, 1098 nt
Organism: Paramecium tetraurelia
Lineage: Eukaryota; Ciliophora; Oligohymenophorea; Peniculida; Parameciidae
Exons: 2
Cellular component (GO): mRNA cleavage and polyadenylation specificity factor complex
Molecular function (GO): protein binding
Source: RefSeq, a predicted model, not a curated record